This is a messenger RNA of Cyprinus carpio (common carp), 5143 nucleotides long. RefSeq names its product protein phosphatase 1, regulatory subunit 18. Gene Ontology annotation, molecular function: phosphatase binding. Bases 508 to 4380 code for a protein of 1290 amino acids. NCBI's taxonomy places the organism in Eukaryota, Metazoa, Chordata, Actinopteri, Cypriniformes, Cyprinidae. The record is from RefSeq and is a predicted model, not a curated record. The transcript has 5 exons.
CGUAAUGCGUAACCGUUUAAUUCCCGUGUGUCCGUCACCUCGCGUAACUCCGGUGUCCGCAGGGACUCAGAUGAGGAGGAGAUGCAGUUUAGUUAAACGUCUUUUCUUAGGCAGUGUGGUGUGUGCGCCUGUCAUUGUCCUGCUGGAGUUUAAUGCAAUUAUGGGAUUACUGUCCUGCGCCUCUAAAGCCGGUAAUAUUUACUACACAUGCAGCUCCGGUUCACGGUACCGACAUUCAGUUCACGGAAACCCGAAAAUAUGAAUAAACCGGAUGUUUCUUGCUCGGUGCGUGUUAGAAAGGUUGCUGAUUCCCUUUUGCAAGGAAUGAAGGAAUUAUCUGGACUUUUUGGAGUUACACUAAUGGAAAGAUGAACGUCGAGCGCGUGGAAACGAGGAAAACUUCAGGAAUCAGGAAUUCGGUUACAAUAUCUGAAGGACUCAUGGAUGUCCUUGGAUAAAUCUGUAUUUCUGCAAAGGAUCUGAUAGUUCAUAGAGUUCUCCAUUGUUAUGUCUGUAUCUGCUCUACCGGAAUGGAAGCAGCUGCUACUGGAGCGAAAGCGAAGAGAGGAGGAGGAGAGAGAGAGACGAGAGAGGGAGGAAGAGGAGCGGUUGGCCUGCAUGCCGGCUUGGAAGCGAGGGAUCAUCCAGAGAAGGAGGGCGAAGCAAGAUGAGGAAAGAGAGAGGGAGAAAGAGAGAGACACUCCAGAUAUCCUGAGCAUUAAUGAGGACAUCAUCACAGAGCAGACGGAUAGUAAACCCACACAUCACCUCCAGACUGAGCAGACUGGGUAUAAAUUGCAAAAACAGAUAUCCAAAGACACCAUCAGCCCCAUUCAACAGAACCCCUUCAUCCGUUCUGAGAACAGCUUUAGGAGAGAUAACAGAGGGAAGGAGGUGAUUAGAGAUGGAGAGAAUGAGGGUAAAAAGGCCGCCAAUAAUAGAGGGAGAGAAAGAAAUAGGGAAACAGAGAAGGAGAUCUGGAGAGAACGAGAUGGAGAGAUGUGGGUCGAGAAGAUGGGAAGUAAAAGUGAGGGAAGAGAGCGAGACAGAAGCAUUGGGAGAGAAAUCAGAGAGGCAGACACUGGCACAUCUUUAUAUUCUCCGGUCAUAGGUCUUCGCACGAUCCAGGCACACAACAUUAUCAUUAUUGAGAAAGACAAAAAUGUCAAGGAAAAACUGGAUAAGAGAGAAAAGGAGGUCAGGGAGGAUCAGAAAAGGAUGAGGAUGGAUUUGAGGGAGUUUCUAGCUGGCGGAGGAAGCGUGACGGAAAUUAGUGCUUCAGAAGCUGAGACUGGAGGGAUACCAGAGAGAGGGAGCAGAUGUUUAGAGAAAGAGGGGAUAUGGUCCUCCAUGCAACUAAUGUCAAGGACGGUCAUGCAAAGAGCCAAGAGAGUCCUGAACCACAAGGAAAUGGGAGCUACAGAAUGUAGUGGUCGGGUCAGUCAGCUGCUUAGUAAGUUUGGUGAACACCCAAAACCUCCAGUACGCUCCAAGAGCACGGAGUGCUUCAAGAACCGGGCCAGAUACAGCACAGGAGACCUGUAUGUGGAGGAGGAACAGAGUACAGAGGAGAUUGAAAUGAGUCUGAUGCUCAGGGGUGUUCCCAAACGCUCCUUUAGCUUCUCCGACCGCGUGGUUUGCCAACAGGAUAACAGAGAUUGUAAGCAAAAGACAGAUUUUAAGGUGGUGGAGAGGUCGUACUCCGACCGCAGGGUCAAAACAGGGGUCUCUGACCAAUCAGGAAGUGAACCAAAGGUCGCCAGGCGAUGGGGUCGACUCAAAUAUGAUGAGGUGAUGCAUAAAAAGAGACAAAAUAAGAGGAAUAAAUCUGUUUGUGGAGAGACAGAGGAAUGGACUUCAAGUUUAGACGGAAGAGAAGACUUCACUCUGGCCUCUGUCAAAAUCCCUGAAGGUGCCGCGUUUGUGCGACAAGUUCCUAUCAAACAAGAUGGGACGGAGAGCAGCUCAGAAAGAGAGAUUAAGAAAGUGAGAGAGGAGAAUGAGAGAGAGAAAAUGAUAGAUAAAGAGAUACACAGGCAAGAGGAGAGUGAGACGCUUUUAUGGCAGAGAUCAACAGAUUACCAAACUGAGCCCAAAACAGAAUCUGAAAAGAGAUGGAAUCAAGAGGAGGGAACUGUUGCAGUUUCAAAACAAUCCCUUGGCAUAUAUAUAUCACCCUCGUAUGACAGUACUAUAGAUUUCCCAACAGACAGUCAGUGCCUAUGUGACAUUACUUCCUCUGCGGAUUUCAGUUGCCUAACUAUGUCUGACUAUGCUGGACAAAGGCAACCCUCUGGCCAAGCAGUCCUUACCCAACACACAGAAGAUUUGCUCAGUAAAAUAAGAAAAGUCCAGUUAGACGGAGAACUCAAGAGUGCAGGGUAUAUGUUUUCACAUGGAGACAAUGAAAGUAUUUCUGGUGAUAUGAUUAACCAAGAUCAAAAAGAGCAUCAACGUUAUCAAAGCCUUCCAAAACAAGCCUCUGAGGAACUACAUUUUACCUCACAACUCCCACAACAAACUGUUACACUGGGUCAGAGCAAACUCUGCACCCAAGAGGGAGUCACCAUCCCCAGGACUGUAUUUUAUGGAGUCGAUAUAUCAUCUGAAAGAAGGAGGGUGAGUCUCCCUGCUGGGGAUAAACUAGAUGGAGGAGAAGUAGAGAGGAGAGAGAGCUGGAAGGCUUGGCGACCUCUGACCCAAGUGGAGUCUCUGAAAGAGGGAAUUUGUCAGCAAGAAAAGAAAAGACAGAAAAAUAGGGAGGAUGGCAACGAAGAGGGCAGCAGAGAAGAAGGAGGAACUGUGAGAGAACAGGAAGAAACCACAUUACAGACUCUCAGACUGUUUGACGUCAUACAGGACGUUGACAUGGCAAAGUCAAACCCUCAACUUCCUGUUCCUGUUUCUCUGUUGCUCUUGCAGUCAACUUCGACAGAAAGAGUAGUUGGGGAGAUCGCCAGAGACGCUUCAGAGAGCGAUAUCUGCCCCAGGGAAGCAGAGAGAGAUGCACAACGCCAUGUAGAGGAGUGUGGAACGUGCAUUGCUUGGAAAACACAGGACAUAGACGAAAGAGAAAGAGAGGAAGAGUUGUUAGAGGAAGAGUAUCUUCCUCCUUUUUCUCCCUCCCCACCACUUUCGGACUCGUUGGACGCCAUGAGCCGGAUCUAUAACCUCAAGACGGUGGGGUCCAGGACUGCAGUGUGUAUCAGUGAAAGGACAGCUGAUAUGCCCCCACACAGCGGACCUCAGGGCAAAUACAACCCCAUCAGACAAGCACCAUCACCAGACAUCCUGCCAGAAACUGCCAAGCUGUGGAAUCAUGGGAGGGACGGUAACAAAACUCAGGCGAUGGAGUCGGCAGGUGUUCAGAUGGUACAGCAGCGUGUGGAACGACUACAGCUGAGGGAACAGGAAGCAGGAUGUGGUUACCCCAAUGACAAAAUGGCACAGCCCUCCAUGGAGAGUUGUCCACUUGUAGAGCCAGAGAUCAAGGCAACCGAAGGCCAGAAGAAACCAGACAUACUAAGAGAGACACAGAAAUCCCAAAUGCCUACAAGUCCCAGCUUUUCACAAGCCCAACAGAAUGCCCAAAGACAACCCCCUAAACAGGUCAGGUCAUUCACAAUCAACUCCCGGAGCACUGAAUCAACAGAAAACUCACAGAAACCUCCAGAACAAAGCUCUCCAUCGCCAACCUCUCCCUGUACCGCAUCCCCCUCUUCGUCUCCAUCUGCGCUUCUCUUUUCCAUUAGGAGUGCCUCAGGUAGACCAGGUAAGAGAGGAACUACCAUCACAAUCACCCCCAGAAGACCUGCUGGGGCAGCCUCGUCUGGUGGCAUCCCAACAGGGACCCCUGCAGUGCCCAAAGCAGCCACCCAGGGCCAUAUAUCUACCCCUGCUCCCAGCAGCACCAAGGAGGCAGGGAAGAAGAGGUAUCCUACAGCAGAAGAGAUUGAAGUGAUUGGAGGGUACCAGAAGCUUGAACGGUCAUGCUUGGUAAAAAGCAAAGGGACACUGAAAGCGGUGAAGGUGUGUUUCGAUGACACCCAGCUGGAGAGAGUUUGUGAGUACCCUUCAGAAGGUUGUGCGGUAGCAUCCCUCCCUUACUCUCCUCAUCCGGGGCCGGAGGACGGCGGGAUGGAAGAGGGGUGGCGUGGGGGGGAGCAGGAGGCCGAGGGACAGGAGGAAGAUGAGGAGGAGGAGAGCGCAGCGUUUGUGUCUCGUAGAGGCAUGAAUGAAUGCGCAGCAAGGGCUCGAUUCAUAAAAAUGAAUCCUGUAAACGACUUUCCAAAUAACAAACCAGGGCAUCCUUUAGAUUUUCAAUUCUUUACAUUUGCAGGAGGUGUAAGUAAUGAUAAACUUUUUAUAAAUUGGUUUUAAUUAUUUUUUUCAUUAUUUUUGUUUAGUUUUGCUGAUCCAGACAGAGAAUCAAAUAUACUUUACAAACACAAUAUAUAUAUAUUUUUUAUAUAGUUUUUAAAUACUUUUUUAGAUUAUUUUAAUGAAAUUAUUUUAAAAGCAUUUCUAUUUCAUGUUCAGAGAUGAAGAAAAUAAAUGUUAAUUAUAUGUAGUGCGCAGUUCAAGCCAUGCAAGUGCUGCUCUGAUUCACAGAAUGAUGUCCUCAGGUCUGAUGUGAUGGUUUGCCCAAUUUAACGAGUUUUACAAUUAAAAAACUUUUAUGGGCUGAAUGAUUUGUUAAUUUCAAAAUGUUUACUUUAAAAAAUAACAGUAAUAGACUUCAGUUAUAUCAUUUAACACAUUUGAGGGGACUUAUUUAUAUUCAUAAAUGGAAAUGAAACCCUCACCAUCUGAUUGUCAUGUGAGUAGAGUUUACUCUCUUUGGUGAAUGUAUGAUUAUGAUGAAUAAAGGUUAGAUUAAAUAUUGUCAUGGUACAGUAAUAUGAUAUUUGUAUAGGAAACAAGGAGACAAGUUUUCAUCAUGUGAUGCAUAUAGAGUAUGAGUGAGCCAGAGAGAACUGAUAUGCAGUGAGACACUUGCAUUUUUACAAUACUAUAAAAAAAAGUUUGUACUAUACUAUAAAAAAAAGUUUUUAAGUUUGUACUUAAAUACCAGUUUGUCUAUUUUAACUUCACAACAAAAUGAAGAAGCACCUUCAAAAUGUUAAUAAACAUUACAGACAUA